This is a messenger RNA of Aquila chrysaetos chrysaetos, 4451 nucleotides long. Its product is annotated as maestro heat-like repeat-containing protein family member 2B. NCBI's taxonomy places the organism in Eukaryota, Metazoa, Chordata, Aves, Accipitriformes, Accipitridae. The record is from RefSeq and is a predicted model, not a curated record. Gene Ontology annotation, cellular component: cytoplasm.
UGGGAAGGGCUGUCUGGAGAAAGUCUUUGCCAGAACUGUUUGAGGACCAUGAGCAAAUUCAAGUGAUGGAAAAUCCUGCAUUUCUGGGCCUGGGAGGGUCCCCAGGGUGCUGCUGCGUCCCCAGCACAUGUCCCCCUGUCACAGGAGCCCUCUCUGAGGUCACAAUGGUUGGGCUCUACAUGUUCCUCCUGGGGCUGGUGCUGCCCCAGUUUCUCAUGGCUUUUGCCUGGAGGAGCAGUGUGUCGAUCCGGGGGAUCCUGCUGCCCAUGCGGAGGAUGAGAGCGCUCAUAGCUCUCUGCCCAUGCGUGCGUUCCCAGUCCAGACCUGCGCGUUCUGAGGACGGAGGCAGGGUGACGGGGACUGUCCCUGCGGCCGUCACGACCUUUGUGGCCGUCGGGACUUCUCUGCUAAAGCGACUGCAAGACCAUGAGGGUGACCGAGUGGAGACGUACCGGGAGCUGGAGAGCGUCUUGUGGGGAGACGACGGCUGUUUGACGAGUGGCGUUGUGAACCGCCUGAUAGCAGAGGCAUUGAGUGACAUGCGAGCAGCCCAGGGUGUGACAGGCGACGUGAAGAUGGCCGCUAGCGACGUCCUGGUAGCUCUGGCCCGCUCCCACUUCCACUUUGUCAUGUCCGAGCUCCAGAGCCAGCUGAAGGCCAUGAGGAAGGUCCCUGAUGAGAUUGUGCUCCUCACCUUGGGCAAAAUGGCCCGCAGAUAUGCCCUGCGGUGCAUCCCCUUUGCGGGAAUGACGCUGCUCGCCCUGCGCGCCGUGCUGACCCAGGUGGGGAGCGGCGAGGUCCUGCAUGCCGUCUGCAGUGUUCUGGAGCAAUGGUCGAAAGGAGUCAAUACAUACUUCUGCAGCUGGGAGCAAUGCCCCUUCCCUCGCAAGGGGGUGGCACAGUUCUGUGAAGCCAUUUACCCGGUCUUCCGCUAUGUGGUGGCAAAUUGGCUGGACUGCAAGGAGGAAGAGGACAAGCAGGCUGUCCUCGGGGCAGUGGCUGCCAUGCUGGGGGUCCUUCUGCAUGAGGAGCAGCACCGAGAGCAUACCUGGGAGCAGCUCCUCUGGCUCCUGCAGCAAUACCAGGAGGUCCGAGACACCUCCCGGGUCACCAAGAGCCUCAGCUAUGUCCUGGACAUACUGGAGGGAGUUCAGACCCCAAUCCCGCAGGGCACGGCUCUUGCCAUCAGCACCGCUGUGCACCGCCAGCUCUCUGAUGUGACCGAGGAGACUGGCCUGGCCCAGAAGGCAGUGCUGUCCCGCUGCAUCGUGCUGCAGGCACGAAUGCGCCCCGAGGAGACAGGCGUGUUUCUGCGCUCCCAGCUGAGCGGUGGGAGUGAGGCCGGUCGCGUGGCAGCCCUGGGCCUGCUGGGAGUGCUGGCCCACUCUGACGCACCUGCGGCGAGAGAGAAGCUGCCCCAGGUGGUGGAGGCCACGCGCUCGUUGUGCAGUGACCCCAGUGCCCAGGUGCGGAGGGCAGUUCUGGAGUUCAGCAGGGAGCUGCUCAGCUCCGGAUCCCAGAGCUGCUGGCCAUGGGAUGUGGUGGGGCACAUCUUCAGCGAGUUCAGCCGGACCUCGGGCAGACUGGUGGCAGGAGGCCUUUUUGCCUGGGAAAACCCAGAGGAUGGAGCAAUUCGAGCCCUGUGCAUGGACAUCCUGGGCUCACUGGACGUCACUCUGAGAGGGAUGACCAAACUCCUGUGGCCGAGGCUGCUGCAGUACGUGGUGCCAGCCCAGUACAGCGGCAUGCUGAUCCCGCUCUCCCGCUGUCUCCGAGCCCUGGUUGAGAGACGGGAGAGAGCGGGCUGCGAGGAGGAGGAGGAGGAGGAGGAGCCGGGUGCCGUGGACUCCCGGGAGCAAGCCCGGCUGCCGGCUCCCCAGGCCCUGCUGGCUCGGCUGCUGGUGAGUAGCGGGGCCCUGGGGAAAGAGCUUUUCUGGCCAGGGGUGGUGGGAGAUCCCGCGGUAGAGAUGCUGGUGGUGGCGGCAGCUCCUUACCCGAGCCGCGAACGCGCAGUCGCUGCCUUGCAGCUGCUGCAGGCCCUCCGCGGCAGGAUCCACAGAGGCUUGGGGGUGGCGUGGGCGACCGAGAUCCCCCUCCUGCUGCAGUACCUGGAAGGAAGAACUGAGAGCUCGCUGGCCUCUGCAGAGUGGGAGCGCCGUGUGCUUAAGUUUCUGCGAGCGUCGCUGGAGCCCGUCGAGGACAAGGCCUGGACCGUAGGCCUGAGCCAGGAGCUGAGCCAGCGGCUGGGCAGCUCUGCUGCCGGCUCCUGGGAGAAGCUUUUCCUGUACAAGGCUCUUGGGACGGUGCUGGCAGCUUGUCAGGACCUCAGACACGUCCAAGGGCAGGUGCUGAGGUUCCUCCAGGAGACCAACCCUGUGGAGCUGUCUGAGGCCAAGGGAAUGAUUUCUGUUGUGUCCCACGCUGCCGAGAGCCACUUCUACCUGCUCUUGGGCACGCUGACUAUGUUCUCUGCCGCUUUCACCAGAGGCUGGGCCCUACCAGGCUUCCACGGGCUGGAAGAGAGAGAACUCAAGCUGCGGGGUGGGAACAACUCCCAGCCCCAGCACUCGCAGCUUGAGGAGUGGCUUGGGGAGCUGCUGGGAGGUGCCCGGGGAAACAAGGAGCUGGCGAGGGUAGAGCGGCAGCAGAGGAUGGGGAGAACGCAGACCAUUCGUGCUGCUCUCAUGCGCACCUACAGCGGCAUGGCGCUGCACGCCCCCAAGGAGCAGCUGCUCGCCUGUGUGGAUAAAGAAAUCAUGGGCAACAUCCUGAGGCUCUCCAGAGAUAAACAGAGGGACUUGCAGCUCAAGCUCGCCCUGGUGCAGAGCGUCACCGAGGUCAGUUGUGCCAUCCAGGCUGUGGGCGACUGCGGCAGCUUUGAGCUCUCCUUAAAGCAGGAGGCGACGCGGACCCUGCUGGACUGGAUAAAGAGGGAGCCCUGGGACUCCCUGGUGUAUGGAGUGUUUCAGGCCCUGGAGGAGUUGAGCAAGCUGAGGCCGCCUCUGAGCAGGAAGGAAAAUCGCAACCUGCUGGCAGUGUGCUGCCAGAGUGUUUUGUCCCAUCCUUCCAAGGAGCGGAUGAAAAAGGGAAGGAAGAGCGUGAGGGCGGCCGUGAACAUGGAGCUUCUGCACAGGAGAGGCAUGGAAGAUCUGGGCCACCUGAUAGAAACCCUUCUGGAGGCUGAGGCGACCUCUGCCUGCUUUGACGACGUGGUCCACGUCCUGAAGGGCUGGCUCACCUCAGCCAAAGCAUGGGAGCGGGAGAGAGCCCUGCGGGUUUGCACCCACGUGCUGGGCGCUUGCAAGGAGCGAUGUGAGCUCGUGAGAGGAUGUCCCUGCAAGCAGUUGGGCUCCCUGGUGGGACUGCUGGGGUCUCUGACCGGCGACUGCCUGGCCACGUGCCGCCAGAGGGCAUGGGUCUGCCUUGGCUACCUUCUCCAAAUGCACGCCAAGAGCAUGAAGGUGCCGCAGGCAGGUGAGAUCCGGUGCCUUUGUGAGGAGCUGAACAGCCCGGACACCGAGACUUUGGUGAAGACCCGUACCAAAAUAACAAAGGCUGUUUGCAGAUGCAUCCCUGCAGCGCAGGCUGUGGACUUUCUGACUGCCGUCCUGGACAGCUUGCUGCACGUCAUGCCCCCACGUGCAAGAGUAGUGUGGAAGUGGGUGUUCAUCUUCCUGGUGGAAUGCAGAAAGGAAAUAGUCCAGGAGGUGAGGAGGUUUGAGGGCACCGCAGGACCGCAAGGAUACGGGCUCAGGGGUGAACGUCUCUUCCCUUGCAGUGACACGGUGGAGCUGUGGAGGAGCCUGGGGAGAAGCAUCCUUGGGAUUCGGAUCCUGAGGUGCUUAGUGGAGAAACUAAACAGAGCAGGAAACCACCGCCUGGGGACGGACUCCUCCACUUGUAAGCGGCACAACCGUCAGACGGCUGUGGAGACUCUGACGAUCACCCGUGCCAUCUCCGAGGUGGUGCUUGCCCUGAGGAGCACGGAGGAGCUCAGGCAACUGCUUCCCCACCUCCUUCCCAGCCUCCUCAGGUGGGCCAGUGAAAUGCUGGGUGGGGAGAGGCUGCUUUUGCUCAUGAGCACCUGGAGAGAACUGUUCCUCGAGUGCCACAUGCACGUGGAGAAGCCGUGCAGGAUUUUCCUUUCAGCUCUAGAGUUGGUGCUGGGCAAAUGCAUGGCGCAGAAAUGGACGCAGCUGCUCGUGAAUCGGGGAGUGUGGGCUCGCCUGGAAGACCCCCUGGCUCACCCUGGGGGGGUGCGUCUCCUGAGCAGCGUCCUGCUCCACGCUGGGCUCGUCUCCCCCUGUCUGGUGAAGAACCUCUUGCCGUGGCUGGAUUCCUGCUCAGUUAAACUGCGGGUGACAGCUACAGCUUUCUUUGCUGAGAUCUCUCGGGGCGGCCAGGACGGACAGGGACCUCCGAGUUUCACCUAUCACACAGCCUUCGCGUGA